Messenger RNA from Mycotypha africana, 1908 nucleotides. RefSeq lists its product as uncharacterized. The coding region runs from base 1 to 1908 and encodes 635 amino acids. Lineage: Eukaryota; Fungi; Mucoromycota; Mucoromycetes; Mucorales; Mycotyphaceae. The record is from RefSeq and is a predicted model, not a curated record. The transcript has 6 exons.
AUGACUACAACGACAGCAGCAACGAUGGGGUUAGACCUUGAAAAGUUAACCAAAGGAUGGUCCGAUAAAUUCAAAUUUGUUCUGGAAGAUGAGUCGAAAAAAAUCGAAAUCAGUGAACUUUCAUCGCCAGAUUUAAAAUUGGAGGACAGUGAUUCAUCAUGUUUAUUAAAUGCGGCAUCCAUCAAUUCCAGCAGCAAUACCACAACUAGUGAUUUAUAUCUUCAGUCCAUAUUAUCAUCAGCGCCAUCUUCAGCAACAGCAAAAACAACAGAAGCAUGCACGGGCAAUAGCGAUUGUGUUUGCUAUAAAUGCCAAAGACAGAGACGACGAGCGGUCACUUUCAGAAGUAUAGCGCCAAAAGCACUUAGCACCAUAAAUGCCUAUACUCCACUGGACAAAUUGCAGACAGGCACUAGUACAGAGAAUGACCUAUCAUCUCGAGCUUGCCCUGAACAAUUUGCUGCUAUUACUUCUAAUGAGAAAACGCUAGAUGCUGUGAAAGAGAAUCAGGAAGCGCUUCUCAAACGGCACCAAUCCGUUUUAAAUACAAUAAUCAAUCCACCAGGUGAAGCAGCACAGCAGCAGUUAGCCAACAAAACAUCGUCAAAAAAGAGAACCAAUACAUUGAGAAAGACACCCACAAUAAAGUCUUAUGAAAAGCACAUGCCACCACCUGAGUAUCCAGAAGAUGACAGUAUAUAUCGUACUGAAAAGCAGAGAAGAAAACUGAUUGUAAGUCAGCAAACGAAGGAUUUAGCAGCUGGUGGAGUAUCUUCUCGAAAUACGAUAAGUUUAGAAGAGCAAUCCUGCUACCGUUUCCCGCAAAAACAACAACAAAGUGAUGAUUACAAAAUUUCCUGGAAAGAAGAUGAGACAGGUGAUGAUUUGCUGACAUCGCUGGUCACUUUUCAAACAAUUUUUGAAGAGAAAGGCAGCACAAAUGAAGGCUUAUCUGAUCUUUUAGAGCAACGAGCAAAAGAACUAAAAUACCAAAAGCUGAAAGAAAAGGAAGAGAAGGCGCGGCAGUCAAAAUCAGGAGCAGAUUUGCCACCAAGGUUACCAGACUGUUUAACCCUAAGUUAUCGUAAUGGCUCCAGACAUACAUCCCUUACACUAUUUCACACGAUGAAAAUGAAAAAUGAGAAGGCCAGGACUCAAGCGUAUGACGCUGCUUUUCAUCAGUGUAUGCAUGCUGAUAGUAGUAUGCGACAAUGGCUCAAAAGAAAACGCGAGGCACCCAAACAAGAGAAUUCAAGAUUGAUACAGACUGUUAGACGAUCAACGGUCAAAAAAGGCUUUUUGACUUCGCUUUCAGGCAGAAAGAAUAAAAUCACCAGUAAUGACAAUGUGUUUCAGUUGACGAGUGGAUCUUUAUCAUCUACCAAUGAAGAAUGUUCAAACUAUUGCAACCCUGUCCUUAUUGCGAAUGGAACUACUGUAGACAAACGUUCAAUGGACAUUGAAAACGUGAAUAUCAGAACAAGACAACAACAGCAGCAAACGCCUCAUUCUCAAGAUGGAACUAUGGAUCCAAGUACAUUAACACUGCAGCCGCAACUGCCAGAAUUACCGAUCGAUAUACCAUUACAGCAAACAAAAGGCUCGUUUGACUAUAACGAAGCCUGGUCACGGCUAGUCCCAAUAAACAUACCGUUCACUAUCAGUAAUAAUGACAGGAAGGAGAACAGGGAUAACAGUAGUAUCAUUUCGUUGGAAUCAAAUAAUAGUAAAAAAGCACAAGCCAACAUUUUAAGAACAAAAUCAAGUCGUUUAUUUUCAUCUAUUGGGAGAAAGGCUUCAAUAAAACCACCCAAAAGCAACUCAAGUCAAAGGACACCCUCAAUACGUUCAUUUGAAAAGAUUGAUAGCGGUAUCAAGAUUUUUAGCAUGAGAAAGGCUGCCAAAUAA